AUGUCUACUGUGGCUAUGGAAGAAUAUGAUUUGAUGAAAGACUCUAAAUACCGCUUAUAUGUAGCGGCAGUAGAUAAAGCUCUGAAAAAUUUUGAGUAUACAUCAGAAUGGGCAGACCUUAUUUCAGCACUAGGAAAACUCAACAAGGUUUUGUUGAGCUAUACAAAAUUUCCUGUUAUUCCCAGGCGUAUAAAGAUAAGUAAGAGGCUGGCUCAAUGUAUGCAUCCUGCUUUACCAUCAGGAGUCCAUUUGAAGGCUUUAGAAACAUAUGAUAUAAUUUUUCGGUGCAUGGGAACUAAAAGAUUGGCUCAUGAGUUGUUCAUUUAUAGUGCAGGCCUUUUUCCACUUAUGGGCCAUGCAGCCAUGAAAAUCAGGCCCACUCUACUAACAAUUUAUGAAACCCAUUUUGUACCACUCACAGAUAGAUUAAGGCCUGCCCUUAGUGGAUUUUUAAGUGGCAUUUUGCCUGGUCUGGACACUGGAACUGACCAUUUUGAUAGGACAAAUUUGUUGCUGGAGAAUGUAUGUGAUGGUGUAGAACCACCUUAUUUCUACACUUGUAUCUGGCAAUGUGUGGCAAAUAAUAGCCCUGUAAGACUGCCUGCCAUUAGCUAUGUCUUGGCACAUUAUAGCAAAAAAAUGUCCAUGGAAGAUCAGUUGUACCUGAUGGGAAAUGAUAUAGGACUCAUGGUGUCUGGCCUUUGUGCAGCUGUCCAAGAUUCGAGUGUUUUGGUGCAGAGAGCUGCUCUUGACUUGUUGAUGGUGUGUUUUCCCAUGCAAAACCAACAGCUUUUGUAUGCUGAUAUGGUCAGAUUGGUUACAGCAGCUCUAACAACAAUUUUGAGAAGGGAUAUGUCAUUGAACAGGCGCCUUUAUUCUUGGUUACUCGGAACCGAAGCGAACAACGUUCCCGUACCAGCAGAAGAAGAAUUCGAGGCACCCACCCCCAAUCACCACCACUCCACAGCUUACGACCUGCUCAACGAUGCCCUCAAAGUGAUCCUGAAACGUUGCACCUCCGAAACCCCCAUAGACAUAAAGCCGUACCGGCUUCUAACCUCGCUUUUCGACAAACCCCAAAUCGGGCCGGUCAUACUCGACGGCAUUUUGUACGACGUCUUCAGGACCCUGUAUUUGUCUUGUUUGUACCAGCAGAAACACAGGAAUAGUAACGUACGGUGCGUUUCGUUCAAUGGCGACUUGAACAGCUUGACGAACGACGAUGUUUCUUUGAAUAAGCAGUUUGUCACUAAGAAUUGCCAGGAGCUGAUCAAAAAUGCGAAUUUGUUGUUCAACACAUUGCAGAGCUAUUACAUUUGGUCGUACAUCGAGAAACUUUUCGUGGAUGCAGUUAAGAAUUUAAAGAAUUAUAAGUACAGGGACAGGUGUCAAGUUAACGAGAUUGGGUGUGGAGCACCGCAUAUUUUGGAAAUUUGUAUCUUGACCGACUUCCUCUUAGAUAUAAUACCAAUAGAAUCGUACACUGAAAGCACCUCUAGCAUACUUCCUAAUUUAUUUUCGAAGAUUGUCGUGACGUUGAAAUAUAAUUUGAACGAUUUGAAUCACCACGAAAUCACCGAAAGCUUGCAACUGUGCACUAGGAUCCUGACGAAAGUACAACCGAUUACAUUGACGCAAAUGCCCAAAACCACAGAGCAAGAGACCGACUCAUUCAACGAAACUUUAGAAAAAUCUCUUGACACUUCUGCUGUGGACGGAAGAGAAGAGAACGAAGCUCUGAGGACUUUGGAAAAAAGCAAGUCGGAUUCGAGAAUCAACGAAAAUACCAACAGCCAAGAAAAACAUGAGCUUACAGUAGAUGACACAGCCAGAGAAAGAUCUUAUAGCAACCAAAUGCUGAAGAAGAAGGAAAAAAACAGUCCGAGGAUAGAGAAGAAGACAAAAAACAAGAAAUCCAAGUCCAGUCCCAAAUUGAACGAUCUGAGGAACGAGACCAGCGAGUCGCUGAGCUCAGAAAAUGUAUCUCCAGACAAAAAAGAAGAAGAACCACCUGUGGAAACCCCUCUGAAAACCACCAAAAUCGAGAACAAAUAUUUCAUAAAAUGUUUGGACGAGUACAAGACUUUCUAUGUACACUUCAUAAGAGCCAAGUUGAUACCAAACACUGACAUUAAGGCGAUAUUUCAGUCCCUCAUCGGCGAUAAAGAAGUGAGGACGGAAUCUUUGAAGAGAAUGCUCAGUGCUAGGAUACUAGAAAGCCCCAAAAGCGAAUUUAAACCAGUAAAUUUCGCUCGUAUAGUAACAAAAACCGAUGUUUCAGCAUCCUCUAAUAUAUCUCCGGAAAAACCUAUCAACUAUUAUGAAAAGUCCAUGAGCGUUGCUUCGAAUAUUCUCUUGGAAUUUUCCGCCUUUCCUAACUUGUUAGGAAGCAAACUAGAAGAUGAUCUUCCUGCGUGGGUGGAAGCCCUUAUCGUUGUCGCUUGUUGCAAGGAAUCUUCCAGAGGCAUUCAGUUGACUUCCAUGAACACCCUUUUAGAGAUUUUCAGUUUAGCGAACAACCAGGUGUUGAAUCGACAGGAAGAUGGCAGCACCAAUAUCGUGAUCACCGGUAUACUGGAUGUCGCGCAUGUCAGGUACAUCGAGGAAAACACCGUUGUCAUCGAGGAAAUGGCACAAAUUCUAUGGAAACUUCUGGGAACUUUAGACAACCAAAACCAGCUGAUGUUAUGCGUUACCUUACUGUACCAAAUUCACAACACCUUCGACAGCAAAGUUUUCGUCGAAAACAUCAUCAGUCAAUAUUUGACUCACGAAAACAUCAGCGUCCACUACAUCAAACAAUUUUUUCUAUUGUGGCAUUUGGGCAGAGAUUUGAAUAUCAAGUUCGGCCCGAAUAAAUCGAAUAUCCGGAAUUUCGAUAGGUCCCUAUUGAAAAUUCUGGAUAACCUUCAAUACAAAGAUAAACCCAACCUCCAACUAUUGUCCGAAUCAUUCCUAAUGCACUGCCUCUUACACAACGACAUCUCUAGAGUAUUAAAUCCGAUUUUAUUGAAACUGUUAGCCUCGAAUACUGCUAGAGUAUCAAUAAAGCACAUAAACAUCCAAGACUCGGAUUGGCAGAGCGACACCACUUCCCAAGAAAACAACAUAAUGGAAAACGUGCCCAGCAAAAAGGUCUACGCCGUCAGCAGUAUCAACGGGAACAUAAUGUACCACGUGACAGAUGAGCCGGGUCCCAAACCGUUGAAGAAGAAGUGGUUCACGUUCUCGAAACCCGACAAAAAAUACUCUUCGUCUGUGGUGAACAUGGCCACGAGCAUCACCGAGGAUUCCAACGUCGUGACGAAGAAAAACAGGGAUUUCAAGGUCGUCAAUGCCAGCCCGAAGUCUGAGAAAGGCCCCAAAACCGUCAAACUGAUAAUAAACCCAUUGGGGACCAAGGAGGUCUACCCCAUCGGCCUUGAGGGGUGCUACUCCAAAAAGGAGUCUCACUCUUCUUUAGAAAGUCUUUCGGACAGCGAAACGCUGCUCUACCACGAACGCUCCAACGGAGGCGAUAGAGACUCGGGCUUCGACAGUCUCAAGAAUAGAAGCCAGUCGGAGCUGCCUAACGGCAUAGCGAAAUCUUUACUGGAAAGCAUGGAGCCCAUAUCAGACGGCAUCAAAGCUGAAGCUGUGAAUCCUAACGUAAAUGUCAAGAUACCAAAGUCGCACAGUUUCGAUGAAAAAAUAGGAGCCGCUAAGACGACAGACAUAGAGAGCUCGCUGGUCCAGAGCUGGUCAUAUUGCAUCUCGGAUUCAGCUAGUCUCCACGUAAACCACGAGCUAGAGCUCAGCAGGAGCGCCGAAGACUUCUUCAUAGGCAAGAACGAGGAAAAAUCCAUCGUCAGCGAAAUCCUCAAUUCCAUCAUGGACAAAGUGUGCUCUGAAGGGUGCCAGGAAGCUGGCUCGACGCCCAGGAGGCCCACGGAUCUGGAUUUGAAGCCCAAAGUGAACUCCCAGACUCCGAGGAACAUCGUGCUUUAUCCCAUCCACACGCAUCUGUGUUUGUACUGCGAGGUUUUCGACUCCAACCAGGUCAUGUACGCUUUGCAGACGUUGAAAAGUUGCAUCAUCGCGGAUCCUCACUUGUUCAUCAAGUGUCUGGCUACUAGCGGAAUCAAAAACCUUAAAAACAACGAAAUCCUGUACUUGCUGGCGAGACACAGGAAGUCUUCUCUCGGAUUCGGUUACUCUGGCGACCUCAGCAGCGACCAUGUUAAUUUUUACCGAGGCUACAUGUUCCUAGACGUAAUUAUUACCAUUUGCUUGAACUACUCUAGGAGCUUCUACCCCUUUCUGGACGACUCUCCGCUCGCUUCUGAAGAGAUGAGCAACAACUUGAAGAUACAGCUGCUGAGCUUGGACAUACUGGACGUCAUCACGAAGAAGCUGAUAACAAUGGUGAGAGAAAACACCAAAGGCUUCUCGAGUUAUAUUGCUGAUCUGUUGGUGAAAUGCAAGAUCCAGAAAAUCCUGCUGAACUGUCUCCUAACUUCUGUGAGAAAUUUCGACGAGGACAUCACCUUCGCGGAGGAAAUACUAGCCUACAACAACUUCCAGCUUAGUGAUACUGCUAACCGAGUAGGCGAGCACGUGGAAGCUUUCCAAAUACAAAUCCUGCGCUUGAUCAACUCCUUGAUCAUCCUGGAAUACAACGUGUUUCCAGUGAAAACAGAUUCUCCUAGUAGCGCCCCUUCUAUCACUCUGAUACCCCAGCAACAGAUAUUCCUGUCGGCCAUUAUGAGUGCUUUGCGUCACCAAAACAUGAAGCACAUCCACGAAAAGUGGCUCCACAUGGUCACCUCUUGUCUACCAUACUUUGGGGAUAACCUCAAGCAGAUCUCUAUCAGCGUCAUCCACCAGAUUUGCAAUAACGUCGAGGGCAUUUCGGCUAAUUACAAAAGAACGGAGUUGGAUGAGGAAAUGUGCUCGGACUAUGCCGUGACGCAACUGGAAGCUCUGACGAUACUUUGUCACUAUUGUCUGCUGGAUUCCACGCAAACCGUCAACCAAAACGUCCCUGCCAACCCUAGCACUUCCAUACCCAACCCCGGGGAGAUCAUCAACAACUUGUUCAACGUGUUCUUCUCACCUCUAAACGUCGAUAUCAACUUUUCGGUGAAGCAGAACUCUGACAACUAUCAGAACGCGAAAAAGACCAUACUGAGCCACAUGCCGAGGAUCAUUUCGAGCGUGGCUAAGCUGUGGCAGACUAUAGUCAAUUUGGAAAGCGAUUAUAAGGGGGUUUACGGGAGUAGCAAGGUGGUGAAGCAGCAGCUGUUGGAGUUCCUGAGUCCCAUUGCGGUCCACCAUGGGGCCAGCUUCCUGGCUGCGGUUGCUGUCGCUUGGUACGAGAGGAGGAAUCCGUUUAGUAGUGUCAAAACCGUUCUUCCUGAGCCCAAUGCAGGCCAAAACAAUUUAGUGUACUUGAUUUCGGCUAUUAGAGUUAUUCCACUAGACAAUCUUGUUCAAACUGUUACGGCCGUGAUAAAAAACCCUCCUCCUACUGAAGGUCUUUCUGCUGACAUAUGUCUAGAUGUGUCGGUAUUGGAGUUAUUUUAUUGUUACAUGCGAAAUGCCUCUUCUACUCAAUUAUUCGAAGCUUGGGGUUCUCUUUUGACCCUUAUCAGGGAAGGUUGUGCGUUAGCCCCACCGUCGCAGUUCCUGUUGGCUGCUCUUUUGCAUGAAAUAAUGAUAAAAUGUUGUCCCCUAGAAGAGAGAAAAGAUCAGAAAGACUUGCAAGACGUCACUACAAAGUUGAUCGAUUGUGUCUCUCAAGUUUGUGGUUCCUGUCUUGAGCAAACCACAUGGUUGAGGCGAAAUUUUGCAGUCAAAGAACAGGAGGAAGAUAGUGCUGCAGAAAGUAGCAUCAUUAGCGGCAGCAACAGCGAGAUAUUCGUUAAUUCUAGUUACAGUGUUCAAGCACAAUUGGUGUUAUCUGAAAUACUGGCCCCCAUCCUGGACAUAUGCUUCGGCUCAUCGGAAAAAGACAAAGUCAACGCCAUCCUGACCUCGCUGAUGUUCAACAUAGUGCCCUACCUGAAGACGCACACCGUCCGGAACAUGCCGAGCUUCAGCGCUUGCUCCAAGCUGCUGAGCGGCCUCAGCAGCUACCAGUACACCAGGAAGGCGUGGAAGAAGGACGUGUUCGAUUUGUUGCUGGACAACGCGCUUUUUCAGAUGGAUUACUCGUGUCUGAAGUUCUGGAGGGUGAUCGUCGACAAUUUGAUGACUCACGAUAACACGACUUUCAGGGAUUUGAUGAAUCGCGUUUCAAUGAACCAGAGUGGCAGCCUGAGCAUUUUCUCGUCUAGGGAACAAGAAUAUGAACAGAAAGCUCAGCUGCUGAAGAGACUAGCUUAUGUGAUAUUUUGCAGUGAGAUGGACCAAUAUGCCAAGUACAUGCCCGAUAUCCAAGAACAACUGACUAGUUCUUUGAGAUUUGGCGUACCGGGGGUGCAGGCGCAGGUGUUCCUUUGUUUUCGCGUCAUCCUCCUGAGGAUGAGCCCCCUGCACGUGACCUCCUUGUGGCCAAUCAUCAUCAGCGAGAUGCUGCAGGUGUUCCUGCAAAUCGAGCAGGAACUGUCCACCGAUACCGAAGAGUUCAGUUCACACAUUAAAUUAUUGACAUCUCUUGACGCAAGCUGGGCCACCAACAGCAACAACGGACUACACGCCUUGGGCCACCCCCAUUGGCUGAGAUUGCAGCUGGCGACCGCCAAACUGUUGGAUCUAGCUCUACUUUUACCCGCCACUACCCUCCCGCAAUUCCAAAUGUACCGUUGGGCGUUCGUCGGCGACGACCUGCUGCGCCCCGACCACCACCCCUCCUUCCUGCCACACGUGAUGCGCAUCGCCGCUCUCAUGGACAAAAAGUUCCCAGACACGCAGAUCGACGCGCUGCCGAUGAAGCGCAACGAACUAUUACUCACCACGAACACCAUAGCGCAACUCAAAGACCUGCACGGCUUCUUCCGCACGUUGAGCGCAUGCUCGGACCGACACCGCAGCGAGUGCAGCCGAUUCACGCCGGAGAACGCGUAUUCCGAAAGGCAGCCCGACCGGCAGACGGACGCCAUCUUGGAGAAGAUCGACAAGGUGGUGGAGACGGAUUUUUUGGAUAGGAUACCGCGGUGA
Messenger RNA from Phaedon cochleariae (mustard beetle), 7140 nucleotides. NCBI's taxonomy places the organism in Eukaryota, Metazoa, Arthropoda, Insecta, Coleoptera, Chrysomelidae. The record is from the annotation of a GenBank genome assembly.